GGUGUCGGGAGCGCGCCGGGCUCUCGGCAUGUUUUCAGUGUUAAAAGUUGGUGUCAGCGCAGGAGCAGAAACAUGUCCGCUGUAACGCCGCCUGUAAGUGACCAGCCUGUUUAUCACCGACGGGACUUGGAAGAGCUACCGACAGAGAGCCGAAGACGGCCGGCUCCUCAGCCUGUCCAGGGUGGAGGGCACCACCAGAGGCACCGGAUCUAUAUGUCAGGGAAGGCUGACACCACCAGAUGUGCUCCUCUAGUCUGCAGCUGUCCUGCUCAGGAGGUACCUGCUGACUUCAGAAGAAGCUGCCACACAUGUGAAGCAGACUGCAGUCUGUCUGCAGCAGGUCAGCUGGCACCUGAGCCUGUUCUGCAUAUCAGUGUGUCCAACAGGUUGUUGUCAGUCAGACCCGCCCACAACCUCAAACUGAUCCCCUCACACGAUGGCCCCAUGUGGAUGACCCCACUGCCAGAGAGCCUCAGCUGGAUGACUGUGAGCGAAUGGGGACUCUGUUUGGUAUGCUCAACAAGUGUCUGCGGGGAGUGGGCUUCACCCAGAUGUACUUUGGGGACAAAAUAGUGGAGCCCAUAGUGAUCAUCUUCUUCUGGCUGCUGCUCUGGUUCCUGGGCAUCCAGGCCUUAGGACUGGUGGGCACUCUGUGCAUCAUCAUCAUCUACAUCCAGAAAUGAUGCUCAUUCAAGCAGAGCCUGCUGUUUUCUGAAACU
This is a messenger RNA of Archocentrus centrarchus (flier cichlid), 719 nucleotides long. RefSeq names its product family with sequence similarity 241 member A (gene fam241a). The record is from RefSeq and is a predicted model, not a curated record. Bases 73 to 573 code for a protein of 166 amino acids. NCBI's taxonomy places the organism in Eukaryota, Metazoa, Chordata, Actinopteri, Cichliformes, Cichlidae. The transcript is spliced from 3 exons. Gene Ontology annotation, cellular component: intracellular membrane-bounded organelle.